AUGACCGGACGUGUAUCACCGGACGUGUAUCACCGGACGUGUAUCAACGGACGUGUAUCAACGGACGUGUAUCACCGGACGUGUAUCAACGGACGUGUGCCAAUACAAAGCAGCAACACAGCAAAUGAUGCGUUGACACGAAAUGUGACAACAUUUCAGCAUCUAUUUGUUCUGCGUGAUAAUCUGGAAGGAUCACUGAGGAAGGCGGAUGGCAAUCAGGGACGAGCUCCAAGAACACCUACAACACAAGAGGCUCCAAGAACACCUCCAACACAAGAGGCUCCAAGAACACCUCCAACACAAGAGGCUCCAAGAACACCUACAACACAAGAGGCUCCAAGAACACCUCCAACACAAGAGGCUCCAAGAACACCUACAACACAAGAGGCUCCAAGAACACCUACAACACAAGAGGCUUCAAGAACACCUACAACACAAGAGGCUCCAAGAACACCUACAACACAAGAGGCUCCAAGAACACCUCCAACACAAGAGGCUCCAAGAACACCUACAACACAUGAGACUCCAAGAACACCUACAACACAAGAGGCUCCAAGAACACGUCCAACACAUGAGGCUCCAAGAACACCUCCAACACAAGAGGCUCCAAGAACACCUACAACACAAGAGGCUCCAAGAACACCUCCAACACAAGAGACUCCAAGAACACAACUUUGA
This is a messenger RNA of Procambarus clarkii (red swamp crayfish), 678 nucleotides long. Lineage: Eukaryota; Metazoa; Arthropoda; Malacostraca; Decapoda; Cambaridae. The record is from RefSeq and is a predicted model, not a curated record.